This is a messenger RNA of Hibiscus syriacus, 1787 nucleotides long. Its product is annotated as protein JINGUBANG-like. The coding region runs from base 148 to 1539 and encodes 463 amino acids. The transcript has a single exon. The record is from RefSeq and is a predicted model, not a curated record. Lineage: Eukaryota; Viridiplantae; Streptophyta; Magnoliopsida; Malvales; Malvaceae. Gene Ontology annotation, molecular function: protein binding.
CUUUAACCCUCAAAUCUUUCCUGCCUAUCCUUCUCUUUGUUAUUGUUUUUUUUUCCUAUAUUUAGAAUUCGUUUCUUUUGAUAAUUGGUGGUUGGGGUUUGUUUGAUUUGCUAUAUACUCUAUUUCUUCUUCUUCUCUGGGAUUGGAAUGAGAGAGUUAGAGGACACAAUGCCGGAACAGGCUGAUGGCAUUCGGAAAUCCAAGUUUGGGAAAACUACACUUUCGGAUCCUAACAUGUCCAUGACAUCUCCUGUGGAUGAAGAUGAUUUAUGCCUUCGUCACAGCAGCGCAUCGGCUAACGGUUCCGGCCCUUCCGAACCGAACAGGUCGAGCGGAGAAGAGUCGCCGAUGAUGAUGUCGCCGUGGAACCAAACCUUUAAUUUCGACAAGUCUCCCUCCACCCCUGACGACGACAAAAUUGUUCCACCCCAUAGUCUCAUCGGGUCUCUUACUCGUGAAGAGGGCCAUAUUUAUUCCUUAGCAGCCUGGAAUGAUCUACUUUACACCGGCUCCGAUAGCAAGAACAUCCGUGUGUGGAAGAAUCUGAAAGAAUAUACGGGUUUCAAAUCAAACAGUGGAUUGGUUAAGGCCAUUGUGAUUUCAGGGCAAAAGAUUUAUACGGGUCAUCAAGAUGGAAGGAUCCGGGUUUGGAAAGCCUCUCUUAAUAACCCGGGUGUUCAUAAACGAGCUGGAACGUUGCCAACCCUGAAAGAGAUACUCAAAAGUUCCAUUAAACCAAGCAAUUACAUUGACGUGAAGCGCAAGCGCUAUUUAUGGAUCAAACACUCGGAUGCAUUAUCCUGUUUGAGCUUGAAUGAAGAACAAGGUCUUCUUUACUCGGCUUCAUGGGAUAAAACGUUUAAAGUAUGGAGAACUUCCGAUUAUAAAUGCCUUGAAUCGGUUCAGGCACACGACGACGCUGUUAACUCCGUGGUUUCGAGCACCGGAGAUACGGUUUUCACGGGUUCGGCCGAUGGAACCGUAAAAGUGUGGAAAAGGGAACGGGUGAAAAAAGGAACGAAACAUACGUUGAGUCAAACUCUUUUACAACAAGUAACUGCAGUCACAGCUUUGGCAAUCAACAACCCUGCUUCAGUAUUGUACUGUGGCUCAAGUGACGGCCUGGUUAAUUUCUGGGGACUGGAAAAGAAUCUAGCCCACGGCGGGGCACUUAAAGGGCACAAGCUGGCGGUUCUCUGCCUUGAGGCGACUGGGAAUUUGGUGUUUAGCGGAUCAGCUGAUAAAACCAUAUGUGUUUGGCGUAGGGAUAGCCACAUCCACACAUGCCUCUCGGUGCUAACGGGGCAUACGGGGCCAGUAAAGUGCUUGGCCGCGGAAAAGGACCAAAAAGUGAAGAAUGAGCAGCGGUGGAAACUGUACAGUGGGAGCCUCGAUAAGUCGGUCAAAGUGUGGAGCGUGUCGGAGUAUGCUCAGAUAGGGUCGACGCAGCAAAACCAGCAUCAGGCUGUGGGGUGUGAAAGCGAGUCUUCACCUUCUGGUGGGAGCUGCUCAUCGGGCAGCAAUUACGGGAGGUACUGAAAACCGAUCCCAAAUGAAUUUCGGGUCUCUUGAAUUGCCACGUGUUCAUGGUUUGUAAUGGAAUUAUCUUUAGGUAAUGACACGUGGACUGGGGGAGGAAACCAGUUUGCUAUAGUAUGUUGUUGGAAUGAAAUCCGUUUGAGGGUUUUCCCUGGGUUAUAUAGUAGUAAAUAAAGAUGAUUGUUGUGUACUUUGUUUGAUGAAACCUGGAGACAGAUUUCUUAAAUAAAAUUCCCUUUCUUUUCUUA